This is a messenger RNA of Cherax quadricarinatus, 1605 nucleotides long. NCBI's taxonomy places the organism in Eukaryota, Metazoa, Arthropoda, Malacostraca, Decapoda, Parastacidae. The record is from RefSeq and is a predicted model, not a curated record.
AUGGCUACACACCCUGUCUCCCCAACAUUAGCAACCCCACCGCCACCAUGGCUACGACAUUCCUGUCUCCCCAACACUAGCGCCCCACCCACCCCACCCCCACCAUGGCAACAACACCCUGCCCCUCCAAAAAACCCCCCCCCUUUCCCCCCCCCCCCCCCCUUUUUUUCCCCCCCUUCCCCCCCCCCCCCAUCUCCCCCCCCCCCCCCCCCCCCUUUUUUUCCCUUCUCCCCCCCCCCCCCCCUCCCCCCCCCCCCCCUCCCCCGGUCCCCCCUUCCCCCACCUCCCCCCCCCCCCCCUUUUCCCCCCCCCUUUCCCCCCCUUUCCCCCCCCCCCCCCUUUCCCCCCCCCUUUCUCCCCCCCCUCCCCCCCCCCCCCCCCUUUUCCCCCCUUCUCCCCCCCUCCCCCCCCCCCCCCCUUCCUCCUUCCCCCCCCCCCCCCCCCCCCCCUCCACCCCCUUCCCCCCCCUCCCCCCCCCCCCCCCCUUCCCCCCCUGCCCCCCCUCCCCCCCCCCCUCUCCCCCUUUCCCCCCCCCCCCCCCCCCCCCCCCCCCCCCUCUUCCCCCCUUCUCCCCCCCUCCCCCCCCCCCUCCCCCUUCCUUUCCCCCCCUCACCCCCCCCCCCCCCCCCCCCCCCUUUCCCCCCACUUUUUCCCCCCCCCCCCCCCCCUUCCCCCUUUCUCCCCCCCUCCCCCCCCCCCCCCUCUCCCCCCCUUUUCUCCCCCCCCCGCCCCCCCCCCCUCUCCCCCCCCUUUUCCCCCUUCCCCCCCCCCCUUUCCCUCCCCCUUUCCCCCCCUCCCCCCCCUCCCCCCCCUUUUUUCCCCCUUCCCCCCUUAAAACCCCCCCCCCCCCUCUCCCCCCCUUCCCCCCUCCCCCUCCCCCCCUCCCCCCCCCCUCCUCCCCUCCCCCCCCCCCCCCCCCUUUCCCCCCCCUUUCCCCCCCCCCCUCCCCCCCCCCCCUUCCCCCCCCCUUUUUCCCUGCCUCCCCCCCCCCCCUCCCCCCUUUUCCCCCCCCCUCCCCCCCCCCCCCUCCCUUUUUCUCCCCCCCCCCUUUCCCCCCCCCCCUCCUCAACCCCUUCCCCCCCCCUCCCCCCCCCCCUCCCCCCUUCUCCCCUCCCCCCCCCCCCCUCUCCCCCUUUCCCCCACUCCCCCCUCCCCUCUCCCCCUGCUCCCCCCCCCUCCCCCCCCCCUCCCCCUUUCACCCCUUUCCCCCCCCAAAAAACCCCUCCUACCCCCCAUCCCUUUCUCCCCCCCCCCUUUAUCCCCCCCCCUGUCCCCCCCCCCUCCCCUCCCCCCCUCCCCCCUUCCCCCCCUCCCCCCCCCAAAGUGAUAUCUGAAGACUGCAAUAGUGAUCUUACUCAGCUGCUUCAAAGACUGAAGAUAUUACAAAAAAGAAAACAAAUCUUCCACAGAGAAAUUAUUGGCAUGACGCAGACACUAAGACAUUCAGAGGAAACAGGAAAUAAUCCCGAUAUAAAAGAAUUCAAAAAAGGUGGGGAAAAUUUUGAUGGGCCUUUAAUGCAGCCUCCUAAGAGGCCAAAAUUUAAAGGACCACCAAUUUUAGUUUUGGCCACAUUAAAGAAUUUCAACCCUUUCAAGUUGGAUUAA